UCCUCCGCCGUGCAGCCUGCCGGCAAUCUCCAUCCCACCACCGAAGACCACGUUGUCUGCCUGUGCCUGCGCCUGCGCCUAUGCCUGUGCCUGUGCCGCUGCCGAAGAAUGGCCCCUUAUGCCUCCAUCGCGCGACCAGCAGCUGCCUCCACCACUCGACAAGCAGGACUCGGGUGUCGAUGUCGGCGUCGACAGCAUGGCCUCUCCCACCGCCACGAAGACGAAGACGAAUGGGCCGCGUCGCAAGAUGCGAGAACUGUGCGAGGGCCGCCGUGCCCGCGAGUUUUAUCGUUAUUAUCGGCCCAUCAGAGAACUGACCAAAUCGGGACCUCCCAUAUGUGAUGUUGGCGAUGACCGGGCCGUGCAGUCCCACCGGCCGUUCAGCUGCCCCGAUCGAGCAUUAACAGCUUUCUGUCAACUGGGUGCCUUGCGAAUGGGCACGAAGCGGGCGCUGUUAUUCUUCUUCGACUCGACCAACGCAUACGUGCUCGCCGAAUCGACCAGGACAUUGAGUCUGCAGGAUGAUUCCAAGCAUGCCGCCAACGAUGACUUGUGGCUCGGACAUGCCAUUAUUCCACGCGGCUAUUCUGUGUGCGAGCAUACCAUCAUGCUGCCCGCCAAUGAAGGCACCAACAAGAAUGACGUGACCUCAGAUUUCAUCCACAUCGUCAAUGAUCUCGCCAAAGAUGCCCGAUUUCACGAUCGGCCAUUCGUCAGUGGACGACCGAAGGCGAGAUUCUAUGCGGGUGUCCCAAUCACAACACCCCGCGGUAUCAACAUUGGCGCAUACUGCGUGCUUGGCGAUGAACCGCGUGACGGUCUGGACGACGACAGCAUCAAUUUCAUGCGUGAUAUGGCUCUGACCGUCAUGACCCACUUGGAGAUGGUUCGGGCGACAGCAGAGCACAAGGUGGGCACCAAGAUGAUUGCAGGCCUGGGUGCUUUCAUCGAUGGUGCGUCAGGCUUUCGAGACUGGGCAGAGAGGAAUGCCGAUUGGAAUCUGGACCAAGUCGAGCAGGAUCCGGCUAUGCAACAUCCCCUUGGAGUGCAGCCGCUAACGAGUGCAGCAUCGGCUGUCGCCGCGACAGCUGUGGCUGUAAGUGAACAAGAGAGCGACUCGCACACAGCUGCUCUUCUGUCCAACCAGCAUCAUCAUCAUCACGACGCAUCGGAUCGACGAAGCUCCACGCAUAGUAGCGCCAGCGGCGUAUCAUCCAUGGUGGACUCGGCUUCCCAUGCUCUCAAGUACAGCAGGAGUGCAGAAACAUUGCAAGAUCACGAAGUGUUCUCGAGCAAACACAGCACGUUCAAUCGAGCAGCAACAUUGCUGCGGGAAGCCAUGGGAGUCGAUGGCGUGGUGUUCUUAGAUGCCGCCGUGGGCACCUUUGGGGGCUUAGUGGAACCUGUCGAGUCGGGUCACAACUCCACGACGCACACUGAGAUGAGCUCUGACAACAAUCCUUAUAGCGAAUGUACCGAGGCGAAUGGCACAGGCACCGAUGGCGAGACCAAGAUCAUUGAGUACCCUACAGGCGAGGAUCCUUCGCGAAAGCAAUGUCAGGUUCUUGCGUCUUCAGUUGCUCUGUCGAGUGAUACCAAGAACGAGGUUGAAGACGCGCAUGAAGCCACUGAAGUGGCUUUGAAGUGCCACGAGAAUCUCAGCGAGAGGUUGUUGCGAUCUCUGUUACGAAGAUACCCCAAAGGCAAAAUAUGGUCCUUCAACGAAUUCGGCGAAGUUGCAUCUGAUGACGACGACGACGUUUUAUCCGAAUAUCACAGCGAUGACAAGACUUGUAAAUGUGGCCCGAGUAACAAAAGUGAUGAUGGCAAGCAAGCACAUAUCCUCUCUUGUGCACAGCGCAGGAAACAACGCCGCCGGAAUGACUGUGCCGAGAUACUGAAGCUGUUUCCGGGAGUGCGAAGCUUCGGGCUGGUUGGUAUGUGGGACAACACCAGGCAACGCCACUACGCCGCUUCUCUCUUUUGGACGUACUCACCCCUUCGCCUGUUCUCUGAAGAGUCGGAAGUCAAGUAUACAGCCGCAUUCUGCGAUGUGAUACUAGCUGAACUCCAUCGCAUCGAGGCGCAAACCUCUGACCGAGCCAAGUCCGACUUCAUAUCUACCAUCAGCCACGAGUUGCGAAGUCCGCUGCAUGGCAUCUUGGGAUCUGUGGAGUGUCUGCAGGAAAGUGAAUUUGAUUCAUUCAGUUCCAAUCUCAUCUCACAAGUCGAGAUAUGUGGACGAACACUGCUCGAUAUCAUCGAUCACCUGCUCGAUUUUAGCAAGAUCAACCAUCAUGCGAGUCGCAGAGCACCCACCAUGAUCGAUGGACAAGGUCGCAAGAUGUCCAUGAAUGCUGCAAAGCGAUCUCGCAUGGGCGGUCUGAUGUCGCUGGACGUAGAUGUCGCCCUUGAUCAGAUUACCGAAGAGGUGGUGGAGACGGCAGUGUACAGUUUCUGUUGUAGUCGUGAUACAGAGACGGUACUGAAUCGGAAAGUGGCAGUGGUUCUGGACAUCGAUCGAACGCCUGACAUUGAUUGGCAUUGUAGUGUCGCGCUGGGAGCGUGGAAGCGUAUCUGCAUUAACCUCGUUUCGAAUGCACUCAAGUACACGAGCGAAGGCCACAUUCGAGUGUCACUCAAGGCGACCCCACUUCCGGACAAGAACAAGAAAAAGCGCUUUAGCGUCACUUUCAGCGUGAGUGAUACGGGCCGGGGCAUGUCUCGCGACUUUUUAGAAAAUCACCUGUUCCGGGCGUUUGCACAAGAAGACAGUUUGGUGGAAGGUACCGGACUGGGCAUGAAUCUGGUCGCGAAGAUUGUCAAGUCCUUCGACGGCAAAAUUGAAGUCUUAAGCGAGAAAGGCAUUGGAUCUUGCUUCUCCGUCACGCUUCCACUCGAGCACAGUCGAGUCAAGCGGGAUCCUUUAGGUACACGCAACCCUGCGCGGCCGCUCGUAUAUCGAUCCAUUUCUGGCCUGUCGAGAGCUGUGGCCGGAUGUGCCAUCGGCGUCAUCGAUACUGCGUCCACACCUUCGGGCAAUCAACGAGCUGACGAGAUCGCACGUGCGCUUCUUCUGAGCAGCGUCCAUAAGACUCUCGAUGAAGUAGGCGUGGUCCCACACGUAUGUACAUGGCAGGGCGAUGAAGCCGCAGAUGUGUACCUCGUUACAGAGGCCGAAUUACGGAACGAACUGUGCCGCCGCCAGGAAGUGGGCUGCUUCGAUGGAUCCAUGUCGCCGAGCGCAAUCAGCGACACGCCCUUCAUCGUGCUGUGUGAUAGCACCGUGUCUGCCCGGAAACUUCGAACUCCUGGACUGGGACACAUUGCAACCGGACAUAUCGAACUUAUAGCUCAGCCUGCAGGGCCUGAGCGUCUACUCAAAGCCAUAUCGUCCUGCUUGAAGAAGAAGAAGAAAAAGGAGAAGAAGAACGGUGAUGCUGUUGCUCACAACAACAGUACGGAACUGGUUGGGGAAAUCGGUACCACCCCAGCGAUGGUAUUGUCUCAUCCCGAGGUACUAAUGAGUGCUUCACCGCGAAGGCCAGGACUGGUGUAUCGAGGCCGAUACGAUACAAUUGUGGGUCGCAUCCGACAAGAACCGUUCCCGUCACCACAGAAGUCGAAAAGUCCAUCUGAUAUCGAGCAGCAGCAGCAGCAGCAGCAGCAGCAGCAACAACAACAAAAGGACCACGGAAAACGUCUGGACAAAGCCAAAUUGGAGCGGAGACUCUCUUCGGAUUACAAGUUUCCGAGGAUUCCAUCGCCUUCGCUCAAUGGCUCUAAGCCACGCGUCAGUACGGCCAAGGACUCUUCCAAGCAGAUGACUCUGAAGGCGGACCAGGGCAAGAAGAUGAACGGUAGAGGAGUUUCGUUACUCCUCGUUGACGAUAAUUCAAUCAACCUCCAACUUCUCGUCACAUACGCAGAAAAGUAUGGUCAUCGCAAGAUUAUAGCCACAGAUGGUCUCCAAGCAGUUGAGUCAUACAAGCAAGCGGCUCUGGAAGCCGAAGCCCAAGUUGAAGCAGCAAAGGAAGCCCAAGAAAAGCAAAAAGCCUGCCCAACAGCAAUGACGACCUUCCGAGACACCAAUACCUCUAAGAACUCGACCUCCUCCACUCUUCCCCAUCAACGUAGUAGCAGUCGUGGUCAUGUUCCUGAUCAUAAUCACAUCGACGCCACCCCUCAUCAUCCUCUCUCUUUCUCAGCAACAGCAGCAGCAGUAACGCCCUCCCCACCACCACCACCACCGAUCAAACCCCAAGUCAUCCUCAUGGACAUCAACAUGCCCAUCCUUAAUGGCUUCGAAGCCACACGACAGAUCCGAGGGUUCGAAAAACAAAAAGGCCUCUCACCGCCGGCGACCAUCAUCGCGCUGACGGGUUUGGGAAGCGCCGAGGCGCAGCAGGAAGCGUUUAGUUCCGGGGUGGAUUUGUUCCUGACAAAACCUGUCCGUUUGAAGGAGUUGACGAAGAUUUUGGAGGGGAUUCAGAAUGUUGAAGGGCAUGGAAGUGGGAGUGUGAUUGGAGAGAGAGAGCAAAGGUACUAGCAUCCUGGAUUGUUUCAGGUGGAGGGAGAUUAGUGCUGCCAGUUUGGGCGAUGAUGACUAAGCCGCUGUGCCGCUGUGGAUCCCCUGACCCUCUUAACUAGGAGUUAGGCGCGCGCGUAUCCAUUGCACCUCCC
This is a messenger RNA of Sphaerulina musiva SO2202, 4683 nucleotides long. RefSeq lists its product as uncharacterized. The transcript is spliced from 4 exons. The record is from RefSeq and is a predicted model, not a curated record. The coding region runs from base 119 to 4549 and encodes 1476 amino acids. Gene Ontology annotation, biological process: phosphorelay signal transduction system; phosphorylation. Gene Ontology annotation, molecular function: phosphorelay sensor kinase activity. NCBI's taxonomy places the organism in Eukaryota, Fungi, Ascomycota, Dothideomycetes, Mycosphaerellales, Mycosphaerellaceae.